AUGCAUUUCAGCGCUUCGAGGGUCGCAAGGCGCGCCAGCAGCUGGGUUCUGUUGCUUUGCACCUCCGCCAGCCUGGUCUUCAUGCCUUCGGUGCGGACCUUCGGCGGUCCCAUCAUGGGCCAAUUCAAAUACCUGGGCGGCGUCCGUGCAGGUGAUGGCCUCAUCUAUGGCAUCCCAGGGCAUGCCAAGCAGGUGUUGCGAAUCGAUCCCGUGAGCCGCGAGGUGAACUUGAUCGGCCCAAAGUUGGAUGGCAAGUUCAAGUGGCUGAGAGGCGUUCUGGCGCCCAAUGGCUGUAUUUACGGCAUCCCCGCACACGCAGAGUCCGUGCUCAAGAUCGUGCCCAGCACUGGCGAGGUGCAGCAGUUGGGCCACGUGGGCUCCGGCCGUUGGAAGUGGCACGGCGCGCAGCUGGGCCCCGACGGCGCGGUCUACGGGAUUCCCUGCAACGCCAAGGGCGUCCUGAAGAUCGAUCCGGAGACCGAUCAGGUGGAGGUCCUAGGGAGCUUGCCUGAUGGCUGCAACAAAUGGUAUGGUGGCCUGUUGGGUGGAGAUGGUGCCAUCUACGGCAUCCCCUACAACGCGCCCAAGGUUCUCAAGAUUUGUCCCAGCACCGGAAGCAUCAGCACCUUUGGCCAGCUGCCGGAGGGCUGUUGGAAGUGGCAUGGUGGAACCGUCGGCCCUGAUGGCGCCAUCUACGGCAUCCCCUCGCACGCGCGAGCGGUCCUGCGGAUCGAGCCCGGUCAAGGCCCAAAGAUGGCCUUGUUGGGCGAUCUCACCACGCAGCCUUUCAAGUGGGGCGGCGGUUGUGGCGACGACCGCUUCGUGUAUGGCUUCCCCAGCAAUCAUGAUGCCAUUCUGAAGAUUGACACGAUGACUGAGGAAGUCUCCCUGAUGGAGGGCUUUCGCUUGCCGGGGAAGUCCAAGUGGCAAGGCGGCAUGCGGGCCAAAGAUGGUGCUAUCUAUGCCAUCCCCGACCGUGCGUCGGGCGUGCUGCGGAUUUGCGACGGCCAAGCGCAGCUCGUGGGGGACUCCCUCGUGGGGCACUUCAAGUGGCAGGGAGCCGUGAUGGCCGAGGACGGCACCAUUGUGGGACUGCCAAAUCGAGCGAAGACGGUCCUGGAGAUCAAACCAGGCCUUUGA
Molecule: messenger RNA, 1140 nt
Organism: Durusdinium trenchii
Lineage: Eukaryota; Dinophyceae; Suessiales; Symbiodiniaceae
Source: the annotation of a GenBank genome assembly